Molecule: messenger RNA, 950 nt
Organism: Cantharellus anzutake
Lineage: Eukaryota; Fungi; Basidiomycota; Agaricomycetes; Cantharellales; Hydnaceae
Exons: 3
Coding region: 88-582 (164 amino acids)
Source: RefSeq, a predicted model, not a curated record
CACGCUCAAACACUUGUUCGAAGAGUGGCUUGUGCGACACGGAAUCUCGUCACGCCAGCUUCGGCCCUGAUUUCCAAUCGCGUGGCGAUGGAACCACAGUAUAAUGAAACGAUUGUGGAACUGGCGUUGGGUAAAGGACAGGACAAGUGGAAUGACAUUUCUAGAUGCAGAAGGCGAUCUUAUUUCUCGACAUACCUCACGUCAGCCCAAGAUGAAGGCUUCACUGUGUGGCAGAUCGCCGAAUGUACCAUCUCUUCAGGCUUCCUAAAAAGGGUGCAUUCAUUGAUAGGCGUGGGGGAAGGGGUGGGGGGGAAAUCAAAAUAUGGCUUUGCAUCUCUCACAAUCAACACGGCUGCAGAAAUAACUGGGUUACUUCCGCGGGGGUGUGACACUGAUGGGACCCAUGAGGUUGGACGUCCCAUCGGGUCACACCUCCUGUGCACACAACCAGAAUUAUAUGCACGGUCAUGCACCGUGCAUGAUACAGUACGACUCAACUCAUCCCCAUCCCCGUUGCUGGAUAGGGGUAACACGGAGGCCUCCCAUUUUAGCCCCCGCCGCGCGGCGGCGGUUUUUGCUUAAAUACUUGGGUUUAUCGCAAUCUCAUUCGUGAAGAUGCAGUAUUAUCGACGAGAGUCUCAAUCUGUGGCUGAUGGUCCUUUUGCCAACUCAUUGCGAUUCCAUGCACAACGUAUGAACAUGUCACUCCAUCUACAAGACAGGCAGAUUGGCUCAUCUCAAUGGAAGUGUUCGGUUUUUGGUUCGUGUGGACGUCCCCAUCGCACCAGCCACCGUCCUUAUGACUGAUCUGGACUGCUAGUCGACGACAAGCUCUAUUCUGCAUCGGAACACAUCACCCGGGCGGGUGCGCGAGAGAAUGCAUCAGAGCUAGCGCUCAAUGUGCUGUUGGCGGAAGAGAAAUCGUAGGGACGGGUUGGACUUGACAAUCU